This is a messenger RNA of Armigeres subalbatus, 3303 nucleotides long. Its product is annotated as phenoloxidase-activating factor 2-like. The record is from RefSeq and is a predicted model, not a curated record. NCBI's taxonomy places the organism in Eukaryota, Metazoa, Arthropoda, Insecta, Diptera, Culicidae. The transcript is spliced from 3 exons. The coding region runs from base 156 to 3257 and encodes 1033 amino acids. Gene Ontology annotation, molecular function: serine-type endopeptidase activity. Gene Ontology annotation, biological process: proteolysis.
AUUAUGGUGGUAAUAAUCAAUAUGGUGGCGGUAGCUACGGUGGUAGUUUUAGUGGCUCAUUCUCACAAAGUAGCAGUAGCAGCAGUAGUAGUAGUAGUAGCAGUAGUAGUAGCAGCAGUAGUUCAAGCUUCACAAACAAUUAUAACAAUUGGCUAAUGGGUCAACAAGGUCUAUACGUACCUGGAACUGGACCAAAUGUUGGAGGAAAUUUAUUGACAGGGCCCAAUGCUGGUGCUUACCCCGGCAGUGGUCCAUAUUACGGACAAGGUCAACCCGGAUCAUAUGGACCACAACAGGGGUCAACCGGGCAAGGCGCAUUCCAACCUGGAUAUCCGAACGCAGGGGGUUUGGCUUGUAAUCCGCAAGGGACAUAUGGACAAGGCCAACCAGGUUCAACGUCUGGUGUAUCAGCAGGGUAUACGCAGGGUUCAAAUUUACAAGGUACGAGCCAGCCAGGCCAAGUAAGUUCAUCUGGUCAAAGCUUGCAGCAAACUGGAGGAUCUAGUGCCGGGGGUUCAUCCAGUUCAUUGCAAGGUACAUACGUGCAAGGUCAAACAGGAUCAGCAAGCGGUGCUUCAUCAGGCUCAACUCAGGGAUCCACUUCACAAGGUCAGACGGGCUCUUUUACUGGUGGCUCAUCUGGCCCAUUACAAGAUCCGAUUAGCCAAAAUAUUCAACAGGUAGGACCUUCUACUACCGGAGGCUCAAGUACAUAUGGACAAGGUCAAACAGGUUCAUUAAGUGGAUCUGGUACAACACAAGGAUCAACGGGACCAAUCAGCUCCACAACUGGGGAACAGAAAGGUUCACUGACUGCUGGUACUACGCAUGGGACAACUGGGCACAGCACACAGCAGUCAGGCUCCUCUACAGGAGGAUCAACAAUUCAAUCUUCAUAUGGACAAAGUGGCACAAGCAAUACGCAAGAAUCCUUUGGACAGAGUCAAACAGGAUCAAUUUCAGGAUCUAGUGGAACACAAGGAUCAAGUGGAUACGGCACAGGACAGGCAAGCUCUCCUACUGGUGGACAAUCACAGAAUCUGAAAGAUUCUACUACUGGAUCUCCAACUACAGGAGCUCAAUCUAGUUCUUCACAAGGACCAAGUGGGCAGAGUACACAGCAGCAGGGUUCAUCUACAGUUGGAGGGUCAUCUACACAAGGUUCCUAUGGACAGGGGCAAACUGGUUCUACUUCUGGGGUGACGUCUGGAUCUACACAAGGAUCUGGUGGUUAUGGCUCGUCUCAAACUACUUCAACUUCGGGAGGCUCCACGCAAGGUUCAUUCGGUCAAAGUGGUACGCAAGGUUCAAAUACACAUGGUUUAAGUCAAACAAGUACUUCCACAGGAGGACAAGGACAAGUUCAGAAAGAUCUAACGAUUGGAUCUUCAACUACGGGAAUACAAUCUGGUUCUAUUCAAGGAUCAACUGGACAAGGGACACAGCAGUCCGGCUCGUCUACAGUUGGAGGGUCAUCAACACAAGGCUCCUAUGGACAGGGUCAAACUGGUUCUACUUCAGGAGUUGCGUCUGGAUCUACGCAAGGCUCAAGCGGUUAUGACUCUACUCAAACUACUUCAACAGCUGGGGGUUCCUCGCAAGGUUCCUCCUUCGGCCAAAGUGGUGCAGGUUCAACGUUGGACUCAACUGCACAUGAUUUAAGUCAAACUACUUCUACACAAGAAUCGACUGGACAGAUCACACAACAGUCCGGCUCGUCUGCAAUUGGAGGAUCAUCAUCACAAGGUUCAUAUACACAAGGUCAAACUGGUUCUACUUCAGGAGUUACGUCUGGAUCAACGCAUGGUUCAAGUGGACAAAGUUCAAGUCAGACAACAUCAACUUCUGGAGGUUCUACACAAGGGUCCUAUGGACAAAGUGGUUCACUUGAUCUGACAGGUUCUAAUCUGGUUGCAGGAGAUUUGCACAGUGGUCAUUCUCAAUCUGGAUCAACUGGUAGCUAUGGUAGUAAUACUGUCCUUGGAGGGUCUGGACCAACUGGUACUGUGAUACCGGGUGUAAACACUGUUACGAAAGACCAAAUCAAGGGAACAUCUGGCACCAACACGGGUGCAUCUACAGGUUCACUUUAUCACGGCCAGUCAUCUUCAAACCAACAGUCUCAAUCAACGGAAUCGCUGCAUUCUACAGCAAGUGGAAACCAAACGACCAGCGAUUAUCAGGGCGGAUAUGGUGGUUCACAUCAUUGUACCGAUCAUGGAUGUAAAGGUCAUACGGAGAAGCAUAGUGCAAGUGGUCACAAGGGCGGUCAUGGCGGUGGAUAUGGGGGUGGGCAUGGAAGCGGUCAUGGUGGUGGAUAUGGAAGUGGAAAAGACAAAGGAUAUGGUGGUGGAUACGGUAGCUCACAUCAAAUUGGUCAUGUCACGGUUUCACCUAUCCUGCCACCAACUGAAAAUGUAGGCUGUGGUUUCCGCAAUAAAGAUGGCGUUGGUUUCCGUAUCACGGGUAACUCGGACGGAGAAGCGGAAUAUGGUGAAUUCCCUUGGAUGGUGGCGAUUUUGAGAGAAGAAAAGGCGCUGGAACAGGUCAUCAAUGUGUACCAGUGUGGCGGAUCAUUGAUUCACCCGCAAGUGGUUCUAACGGCUGCCCAUUGCAUUCAAAACAAGAAACCCAAUGAAAUUAAAGUUCGUCUUGGUGAAUGGGACACACAAACGACGAAUGAGAUUCAUGAUCAUCAGGAUCGUAAUGUUGUUGACAUCGUUUUCCACGAGAAUUUCUAUAAGGGAGGCCUGUUCAAUGACGUGGGCUUGCUUUUCCUCGACAAACCAGCUGAGAUUAUUGAGACAAUUAACACUAUUUGCCUGCCACCACAGGAUUACAAUUUCGAUCUUAGCCGGUGCUUUGCUUCUGGCUGGGGAAAGGAUGUCUUCGGAAAGGAAGGAAAAUACCAAGUGAUUUUGAAGAAAAUUGAACUCCCCGUAAUGCCACACAACGAUUGCCAGAAAGCGCUGCGCACAACUCGAUUGGGAACCAGAUUCAUUCUCAACAAGAGCUUUAUUUGUGCCGGAGGAGAGCCUGGUAAAGAUACGUGCAAAGGCGAUGGUGGGUCGCCGUUAGUUUGUCCGAUUCCUGGAUCACCCGAUCGGUACUAUCAGGCAGGAAUCGUCGCAUGGGGCAUUGGAUGCGGUGAAAAGGGAAUUCCUGGUGUCUAUGCCAAUGUUGCCGGUUUCAGAAAGUGGAUUGAUGACCACCUUACUCAGCGUAGCAUUCCACAUAAUACGUAUAUUCCCGCGUGAGACUGACGAAAAGCCAUAGACAUACAAUUUGAUUCUGUUCACCUUA